This is a messenger RNA of Monosiga brevicollis MX1, 720 nucleotides long. RefSeq lists its product as uncharacterized. Lineage: Eukaryota; Choanoflagellata; Craspedida; Salpingoecidae. The record is from RefSeq and is a predicted model, not a curated record. Bases 1 to 720 code for a protein of 239 amino acids. The transcript is spliced from 6 exons.
AUGGCAGCCGCCGCCCAAACCCUGACGGCCGGCCUUGUCGUCCUGCUGGCGCUGAGCGCCGCUAAUCCCGUGCCGCUGCAGGGAUACGGAAUCAACUUUGACGUGGGGCUGGCCACUUUCCUGCGCCUGCUCGAGCCUGCCACCGUGCUCGAAUUUGGCUGCGGCCUGGGCCUUUAUGUCGACUAUCUCGCACGAUUCACAAACGCCAGCCCUGUCUAUGGCAUUGAGCCCGAAGAGAUGCUCUUUGAGGGCUCUGUCUUUGCCUCUGUCAAUGAUCCCGUCGCCCGGCCAGCCCAACUAGCCAUCAAUGUUCUCCAACCAGUGCUGGAACAUAUACCGCUCGAGUUUCAUCCGAUGGUCACAAAAUGGCUGGCUCCCCGCGUCGGACGCGUUCUCGUGUUUGGGGCAGCCCGUCCCAACCAAGAAGGCGUGGGCCACAUUGCCCUGCGCACCCGCGAUGACUGGGUUGCAACCUGGGAGGCCGCGGGGCUCGUACACAUGCCUGCCCUCUCUGACAUGCCGAGCUGGAAUCAUUCCAUGCGACACGGCUUCAAGUUGAAGCGGGUCACGAUGGCCCUACGUUGUGGCCACAACUGGUGGCUUUGGUCGAACGCCUCCGCCGUGAACGCCAUGCUCAAGCAUAGCCCCAUUCGUGCCCAAAGCAAGCCCGUGCUGCGAUGUACCGAAACUGAGAUGGGCUGGACAUUCUUUGUUUCAUGA